Aspergillus ochraceoroseus IBT 24754 is the source of this 2568-nucleotide messenger RNA. RefSeq lists its product as uncharacterized. The record is from RefSeq and is a predicted model, not a curated record. The transcript is spliced from 4 exons. Bases 1 to 2568 code for a protein of 855 amino acids. NCBI's taxonomy places the organism in Eukaryota, Fungi, Ascomycota, Eurotiomycetes, Eurotiales, Aspergillaceae.
AUGGCAGGAGUCAAACGUAAACUUGAUGCCGGUCACGGCGGGGCCACUGCCUCGGGAGGCAACACUACUGUUCCUGGCACAUCUCGAGACAGCAGCUUAUCUUUUGUAGACUCUGUUGGCGAUAUUCGUGUGACUCGAAGUUUACGUUCCAGCCGCGAUGCGCGUGCUGGUCAGAAUGAUAAUGUCAAGAAUUCCAACACUACGUCAAGCACCAACUCCAAUUCUGGCAAUCAAAAUAGCACCGCCACGUUCGGCGGUGGCAGCGCCAACAAGUAUGGUCCCAACCGGCCAUCGCGCAUCAUCACUCUGAGUACUCGUAAUGCUCGCGCGAAUACCCUGGCCAUGGCCAAAAAUGCAACUCCCGUGAGCACUCCAGCCCCUGCGUCCACUCCGAGUGUCCCCAGCAGUACUCGUGAAACGCGGAACAGUCGAUCGCGGGCCGCUGCUCCAGCCGUUCCUGCAAGUUCUACCCAGUUAGAUGCUACACCAUCCGCCCUCUCCACGGUCCCUGAGACGCCCCGAGCUAAACGCGUCAAGCGAGGCUCGGUGGCCGAAGAAACUCCCCGGACCACAAGGCAAUCUGCCAGGCUACGAGCGCAUUUCCUCCCCGGUGAAAAUGGAUUUACUGAUACACCGCCGGGUCCCAAACAGUUAGAGGAUAGUCCUUCGACAGCGAUUGCUCCCAACACCAGGACUAGAAACCGCAGCCGACAAUUUGCAGAUGGCAUCAAUGACACCCCUCGUAGCGUUCCCACUACGUUAGCCGCUUCUCUGGUGAAGUCUCCACCCCCUGGGGACAUUGCCCCAGAAACGGUUGAUGUUUCCAAGCAUCCGGAAUCAGAGCCUCGAGAUCUGCUGGACUCUACACUGGAAUCGCCAAAGGGUACCGUCUCAAAUAACUAUCACAAUUACAACCAUGAAUCCCCAGAUCCCCAAAUCGAGGAGGAGCUCAAAACGAUGCCAACAGCGUCUAGCCCCACUUUAUCACGAAAGCGCAAGUCCUUAGAGUCUGAAGAACGCAUUGCCGCCAUUGCCACCCGUGCGUCUAUUUCACCAAACAAAAAGCCAAAGAUGGAGGAUGUCGAGGUACAUAGGGCAUCAGAACCUCUUCUGCCAAAUGGUAAUGGGAGUCGGCUGGAAGACGUCCUUUCACCACCAGGAAAUGCUACAGACCCUAAAGUAGAUGAAGGAUCUCGACAGAUCACCGAGGAAAUUGAAGAGUCCACUCCGGACAAUGCGGCCGAAUUGACCACUGGCAAAGCAGUUCGUGGUGGCCGCAAUCGUGGCCGUGGCCGAGGUGCACGUAACCGGACGUCCGCACGCUUUGGACCGAAUAGACGAGGGCGUGGUGGUGCUCGCACCGCGCGUUCAGGGCGUACCGGUCGGCAACACGAUCGUUCUAGUGACGUCGAGCUUGAACGUUCACCCUCCCCCAGUGCAGCAACUCAAAAACUCAGGGACCGCCAGCGUGAAUUGGACAAGGCUUUCAGAAAGGUGGCUGCGGCGCAGCGACUGGCAUUGGCGGUCCUCGCUACACAAUCCGAGAGGCGACUAGCCCGCGACAAAAACGCUCACAAAGUCGUUCCCGAGUAUGAUGAAAUCAACUUGGUUUUGAAAUCAUAUUUGCAGGAGAAACAGGAAAUUAUCCGACGAGAGUACGAGCUGAAGGUGGAACAAGAGAAUAGGGUUUUCAAUGCUGGCAAGGAGGCCAUUGAAGAGCGAUUCCGAGCGUCAGCUCGUUAUAUCCAGGAGGAGCAUCUGCUUGCAAGUCAUGGAGAGUACAUGACAUUUAUUGAAGGCCGUCGCGCAGCGGAAGAUGACGAGCAUACUGAGACGGAUGGCUCUGAAUCAGAGAAUGAACGCGGACGCAUCGCUCCCCCGACAAGACAAAUUUACCGGGGCUUCAACUCUUCCUACGUGCGCAAUCCUGCCGGAGCGGCGGCUUAUGAACGAGCUGCGUUUGGCUGGGAUGACUUUGUUCAACGCGCCAAGCUAGGCGAUGACAUUGAUCCUCAGAUGAAGGAGAUGAGAGAAGCUGGCCCCUUUGCUGGUCUUCCAGCCGAUGAAAUUAUUCAGAUCCUAUUAGACGCCACUGGAAUCGUCGAAGUGCACCAGGAAGCUCCUGUCAACAAAGAGAUUAACCCUCCAGUCUUUGUCGAUGUACGUCCGACAGCACUAACAGCCUUGGCUGAUGCUGCUGCUGCUGCUGAAAUACCCCGGCUUCCCCUUUCACAAGCUACCCCGCGACUCUCAACCCAUCGAGCGCUCCUCCCUCAACCGUCGCAGCCACAAAUACCUCACGCGCAUCCGGAUCCCCGGCCGUUUGUGCUACCUCCGCCUACUCCCCGGGGCCAACCACGGCGGCUCCUCCCAGCAGGACAGCAAAUUCUGCCGAUCAAUGAACAGCUUGGCCUCCCUGACCCAUUUGCGUCCCGCAGCGGGCCUCCGCAGCUCCCUCCUCCACCGGGAUCCAACUUCCACCGGCCUCCUCUGCCUGGGUACUUGACUGGACAUCAUCCUCCCAGUCUGUUCUAUCCACCGCCGCCGCAUCCGCGUCCACCAUAUUAG